GUGCUUUCACUCCGUCAGGACAUCGUCACGACAUCAGUCACGUCAUCCGUAACGACAUCCGUCACGACACACCAUCAGUACCGUCAGGCCACUCCAACAUCACCACCAAAAACUGAACCAAAAAAGCCGCGCUAGAACUUUAAUCGACCGGCGUUUAUUGUGCAAAACUGAAAGUACGUUAAGUUUGUUCCACUAAACGCCGAUGAAACUCUUUUUAUAAUUUAUCUCGAUUAAUUUUUUUCCGUUUUUGACGUUCGGUAGUAAUUAACGUAACUAGUGAACCGUGUCGUAUUGAAUUUUCCAAAUCAAGUGGCGACUUCAGCUGUUUGGAACGAGACUCUAGUGGAACUUGAGGAUCUUCUUCCUUCACAAACCAACUACAACUAAUCGAUGGUGUGUUUGAUUGGCAUGUUGUGUGAGGAGGAAGAAGAGGGAGCAUGUGCGACGAAGAGAGUGACGAAGAAGUCUGUUUGCUUCAAGAACAAUUAGAUGUCGACGAACCAGAUGUCGGUCAAUCAGAAGUCGGAGAAUCACUAACCACCGAACUACAGGAACGCUGGAACACAGACCUAGCAGCGAUCCGCAAACUCUUGGAGUGCGAAUCUAGCUCAGGAGGAGGAGGAGGAGUAGGAGGUACUUGCCCCAGUUGCAAGAUGCCCUUCGACAAAGGCAAGAAGCGCAAGUUGAUCGACACCUGCGGUCAUGAGCGCUGCUACAGCUGCAUGUUCCGCAACGAAGCAUGCCCUCUUUGUCAGGGCUUCGAUGAGGACUCCAUUCUUCCUGCAAAAAAGGUGUCCGGUUCUUCAUCUCUGUCAGACCACCUCAUGAGUGACUCGAAGGGAAGCACUCUGUCUAACAGGCCUCAAGUCAAGACCAAUGGACAUUUCACAACUUACAUGCAGACACGACAAGACAAUGGUCACGAUUGGGGUUCAACAUCUCCCUGUAGACUACCAAGGCCUGGCAAAGGAGAUAUGUGCUGCUAUUCGUCCAAUCCCAUGUCUCAGAGUUGUCCCACACCACCCCAGAAUCGGAAGAAGUUCUUUCUCAGUCCCAAAUCGUUGAGAAGUUCCUGGGGUCUGAGGGGGAAUUCCAGGGUACCUGCGGAUAACGCUCUCUCAGCAAUGAUGUCGAUAUCUAUGACGUCAUCUGGCCUCUCGGAGAACAGAAGAUGGUCGUCUGUGGUGUUGGGCAAGAUCAGAUCCCUGUGGUCCACAGCAGGUGCUCAAGGACUGGGCCUCAAUCAGUUUACAGACGAUGAAGGCGGCAAUAUUAGGCCAGUUUUGAGUCAACCGCCCAAGAAAAGUUCACAGAGUGAUCUGUACAUGCGGCUGGGUCUGUUGCUAGGCGACAAUGCGCGACGCACUCCCCACAAUGGCGGCCGGGCAAAUGGCAACCACAGAGCCAGUCGCAGUCACGACUCCAUCUCGUCUUUGGCCAGCUUUGAAGCUAACACUCUGGCGUCCACCAACACAAGUCCUGUGUCCACGCUAACAGGUUCAUCAGAAGCGGAUGCCCACCGAGUUCUGAAGGAGCCAUCUUUGGAUAGCGUGGGAUCUCUCAUGUCUAUGUCUGGUCACAGCAACUGCUCUUCCAGUCCCCUCAGUAGAAGACAUUCUGUCACAACAUCACACCCCGGCCAAAUAGAAGAACUGAACGCUUUUAGAAAUAGGCGUCAGUCGAUCAGGCGGUCUGCAAGGUCUGGCUCGGUCAAAGGACCUAUCGACCCUAAAGUGAGGUUCGCCCAAUACCGCAGCCAGCACCAGCAGGCGCAGUGCCAACAGCUGACCCUGAAACCCCUGUUCUUCGAGGUGCCCCUGCAGGAGGCUGACCCCCUGUUUGUGGGCCGACACUGGCUGAUGCAUCAGCUGGAGUCAGCCGUCAGCCGCGACAGUCACACGUCGGGAGCUCUCAUCAGCGGGCUGCCUGGAUCCGGAAAGACGGCGCUCCUUUUGCAGUUGGUCGAUUACAGUUGUUUCGGCCGGCGGAGGGAGCCUACCUACAAACAAGUGAUUGCUGAUAACAACUCAACUUGUCUCGUGCCCGACUUCAUCCACUCGCUUUCGGCGCAACUCUGUCAGGCCCCUCAACUAGUCGCAUACAAAGAGUACCUUCAGAGUGAUCCCCAUCUACAGGUCGUUCUCUCGAUGAAAGAGUGCAUAGCCGCCCCAGACGUGGCGUUCACUCGCGGCAUCCUGGAGCCACUGUGCAGCCUGCGCCGUGUGGGCAAACUGGGUGCUGCGCAUGCGCAGGGAGCGUGCAUAGUGGUGGUGGAUGCGGUGUGUGAGGCCGAGUACCACCGACCUGACACCGGCGACACCAUUGCCUCGUUCAUAUCCAAGCAUGCGCCGUCGCUGCCCAGUUGGAUCAAGUUUGUGUUGACGGUGCGCACGCACCUGGAUGAGGUUAUGCCGCCGUUGCCGUUCCACCGGAUCAGUCUGGACAUGGGCAGUGAAAACAGCGACAACCUCCAGAAAGACCUACUGGACUACAUCAACAUCCGCGUGUCGAACAGUCCCAGCAUCCAGAGCAACCUGGUGGCCGGCUCGGCCGGUCAGUUCCGCUUCUGCCAGCAUCUGCUGACGUUGGCGAAAUCCUCCUUCCUCUUCGCCAAACUGACGCUGGACCUCAUCGAACGCGGCCAUCUUGUCGCCAAGUCGGCCUCCUAUAAAGUGCUGCCUGUGUCGCUGGCACAGAUCUAUCAGCUGCAUUUCAAUCUUAGGUUUCCUACUGUCAAGUCUUUCGAGAAGGUACUUCCAAUUCUGAGCGUGUGCCUAGCAGCUUUGUACCCAUUGACUCUUCUAGAAAUCUAUUAUUCUAUGAAUGCUCUCUACACGGAAACGUUCGUUCCUUGGGAAGAGUUCCUUCAAAGAUUCAAGAGUCUGAGUGGAUUCCUGAUCAAGAGGUUAGACAACACAUACAUGUUCUUCCAUCCUUCAUUCAGAGAAUGGCUGAUCCGCAGGGAUGAAGGAGAAAGCAACAAGUUUAUCUGUGAUCUCAGGGCCGGCCACGCAGGCAUAGCACUGCGCCUGUGCCGUCUUCAGGUGCCCCUGGACGCCGAGAAGACGCUGGAGUUGGCCCACCACGUGUUGAAGGCACACCUCUACAAGAACAUGACGCUGCAGCGCAACUCGUCACGUGACCUGCAUGCGCACUGGAUAGCAAUGGCGUCGGCCAGCUGUGAGGACGCGCUGUGUUCGCUCAGGAACGUCUACAGUCCUAAUGUCAAGGUGUCACGCUUACUACUAUUGGCCGGUGCCGACCCCGAUCACAUGACCGAGUUCCUGGGGCAAGCCCCUGCACUUUGCCUGUUUGCCCACGAGGGGUGUGCUGAGAUGACUGCCCUGCUGCUCGAGUUUGGUGCAAGUCUGGAGGGGGCUAACAGUCAGGGCUGCACUCCGCUCAUACUAGCCGCGGCCAGAGGCCACGCAGACAUCGUGCGCACACUUGUGGGUGCAGGUGCAGCUCUCGGGCGCACAGACACGGCGGGCAGGUGCGCGCUCGUGCACGCGGCACGCAACGGCCACCUGGAGGUUGCCGCACUGCUGCUGGCCUGCGACUGGGUCGUUGACCCCCGUCUCCAAGGUCAACACGUGACCUUGGCCGAGGCCGCUCAACAGACACUGGUGGCGGCGGCUGCUCAAGGUCAUCUGGAGAUCGUAGAAUACCUGCUAGACAUGGCAGAGACAUGUGUUGACGGUCGCGACACGUUGACGGGCGAAACGGCGCUGACAGUCGCCGCCGGAAACGGAUGCAGUACGGUCGUCACGGCUCUGCUCAACCGUGGAGCCAACCCCGCUGUCACCAACCAUAAGGACACGACCGCGCUGCUAUUGGCGGUAAGCGAAGGUCAUUGGGCGGUGACCGAGCGACUGCUGCAGUCGACCGCUGGAGUGGGAGGGCUGGCAGGAGGUGCAGGGGGUCUGGACCAGACAGAUGCCCAGGGCAGGACUGCGUUGAUAGUCGCUGCAGCUGAAGGACACACUGGGUUGAUUGAGUUGCUGCUCGAUAAAGGAAGCGAACUGGGUAGGCAAGACAAGGAUGGCAUGACGGCACUGGGCUGGGCGUGUGUGAGAGGGCGAACCCAGGCUGCACAGGUGCUGCUAGACAGGGGUGCAGAGAUCAACCAGGCCGACAACACCGGACGAAUUCCACUCGAUCUGGCCGCGGUGCAGGGCAAUCCCACUUUGGUGCAGCUGUUGUUGGAGCGUGGAGCCAUGUUGGAGCAUGUGGACGUGAGUGGGCUGCGCCCCCUGGACAGAGCCAUAGCAUGUCGCAAUGUGCCCGUGGUGCAGAGCUUCCUCAGGAGGGGAGCCAAGCUGGGCCCCACCACAUGGACUAUGGCCAAUGGAAAGACUGAUAUCAUAUUGGUUCUCCUCAAUAAACUACUGGAGGAUGGCAACGUUCUGUACAGAAAGUCGAGGCUGAAGGAGGCGGCCCACCGCUACCACUAUGCACUCAACAAGUUUCCACCAGCUGAGACUCUUGACUCAACUUUCCAACAGCUUCGAAUCAACUUCCUCCUCAACUACUCACGUUGCAAGCGCAAAAUGAAUGAGCCGGAAGAAGCCAUAGAGCUUGCAACACAAGUUUUGAAACAGAAGCCAAACUCGUUUGAGGCGUUCUAUGCUCGUGCUAAGGCAAGAAUUGAUAUGAGACUACAUGAAGAAGCCCUCUGCGAUGUGCAAGAAGCCCUUCUAUUGGUACCAGUCAACCAGGGAGACGUUAGAAGAGUUCUUCUCAACCUCAGAGACGAAGUUAGGGCGGGAACCAUGACGGCCUCUCUCGAUACCCUUUGCCAGACUGAGACAAGCCUUUGAAACGUCAAACCCAACCGAAAUACGCGUUAGAAUUAAUCGAGUUGAAUGUCUAACUUUGUAAUAAUAUCUCGGUUGUUGACAUAGAUAGAAACUAAUAAUUUUAGUAUUCUCCAAAAAUUUCGUUUCGCUUCAUCCAAAUUAAUUAAAUGAAUAGAAUAUUAUUUCAAUUUAUUUUUAAUCAUAGUAGAUAGGAGAUCAUUUAUGAAUGAAAUGGAUGAUACAAUGUCUAAGAAAUACAAAUAAACUUGAAACGUAACUUGUUGUCAUAUCCACCUUACUAAUCUAACUUGCAUUACUGCGGUCACGUGUUGAAAACAACACACCUUCAACUACAGUAAGAAAGAUUAAUCAAGUGGAUUUGGCAACAAAAACAAAGAGUUCCAAUCAUGUAGAAGUCCCACAGCAACAAUAUAUGUAUUCAACAAAAAAUACAACUUGGUUUCCAAAGAAAUUUUAGAAAAAAAGAUGUUCCACUCCUGGAAUCAUUGAAAAUCAAUAGUUAUCUUGAACUUGAAGUGAGAAAUUUACAAAAAAAAUGUUUCCAUCACAUAAUAUUGUAGCUUUCACAAGUUCAACACUUUGUUGUAAUGAUUAUCAACCAAUUUUGUGUUUAGAAACAGAAUAGUUUUGAAUAAUGUUGAAUUUUCCAGCGACUUUUAAGUUUUGUUUGUUCUUUGAAACUAUGGGUAAGCCAAAACAGUUCCUAAGAUUUAGUUUAACGUGGUGUUGAGAUUGCUUUCUGUCAUGAUAUCGAUAGAUGAGUAGUUUUUCUAUGGAAUGAAUUGAUUUUCUACGUUUUAUUUAUUUUUGUGUUUGCCAUCGGAUCAUAGGAAAUCAACUCAUAGCCUACAUAUUAGUGGUUUGUGAAAUGAGAAAGAGAUAGUAAAUUGAAAUCGUAUAAUUGAGAUAUGAGAAUGUAAUACAUCAAAGAAAAUAUUAAGCUAUAUCGCUAUCAAAUAUACUAGCAUUAUGGUUUUAUUAGACUGUUUUACCAAAGUUGAUAGGAUUCUAAAAUUGAUAUUCCAGGAUUCCUAUAAAAAAGCUUGAAAAAUUUCAUGACUGAGAGAUUUUCCAUAUUUUAUUCUUACUGAUUCAUUGUAGGGAUCGACGUCAAUUUUUUCUGAAUGUUUGUCACAUUCUUUGAAAAAACUUGACACUGCUCUUUUUUGAUUACUUACCAAUAUAGCAGAUAUCCAAUAUUUUUCUAUAUAAUGCAUAAAACUGAUGAGUAGUGUGACUUUUAAUCUAGAAGUACGGUAUUGUCAUUUCUUGUAGCCUACUCACACCGUGUUGAUAUAAUGAUUGACUGAAGGAUUAAUGAAGGAUCAAUCGCCUAUAUGUUAAUCGUUGGUUGUGCCUAACUGUAGAUAGAAAAUAUAUAAAUUUUAUAGAUUUAUUAAUGAGUUAAAAUUGCAUAUUCUAAUUCUCUAACUGUGUUUGAUUGUAGAAUCUCUUGAAUCCCUGUUAAAGAAGUAUUAAUAAUGAAUUUUUAUUCAUCAUACACUUGAAUUUUACUCCAAGAAUACUGGUUUCAAUAUUGGAUUCACCAGAAUUAUUAAUGAAUGAUAAGACGAUUCGAUAUUUCAUUUAAGUGAAACGAUUUUUCCAUCACACAUAUUUUAUAGAUGAUAACUUUGUAUGUUCUUAUGUUUAAAUUCGUUAUGUUGUAUUAUACUCUCAAUUAUUAUUUAUUGCUAUGUUAUAUUAUUUCAUAAUUAUAUAUUCGUUUAUAAUUUGUCUGAUUUUUAUUGUUUGAUGCAUAAUUAUUAUUAUUUUAUCAGAAGACAGUUGUCUUUCAAAUUCCAGCGGUUUAUUUCUGUGUAAAACUUUUUGUAUAUUUAUUUGUUUUCAAAAUGAUAACUUGUACAUUGAUCAUCACCAAAUUAGUAAAGCUUUAAUGAAUGGAAUAAGAUUUUUCUACGUUUUUUAUCAAUUUCAUUUAUGUUAUGAAAGUUCUAUGUUGGAGGAUUGUACAAAAUCCUUAUUGAGAUGGAUUUUAUUCCUCAAUUUUUACUUUUAAAUUUUCUGUUUAUUGAUGGAAGUGUUCCAACUAGUUUAUUAUUCCACUGAUAUACAUGUAGUAUCUAAGAAAUUCAAACACAUACAACUCAUACAAAUAAACAAAACAAUUUGCCUCUCAUUACUUGAGGAGAAAAUGACUUUGAAAUACAACUGUCACUUUUUUAGAUACAACAAAAAUAUUCAUUUACCGAUGUUCUUAUCAUUGAUCUUGGUAUAUAUUGUACUGUUCGUACAUGCGAGAAAAUGAUGAAUCAAUCAUUAUUGAAAUUCGAACUAAAUGUACUGUAUUUUCAGAUAUAACACACAAUAGACAAAUAAGUUAUGUUUCAGAACUGUUUCAAAUAAUCCAGUUUAAUUGUAAUAAUACUUUAAUAAGUAAUAAUAUUAUUACUGUCAACUUUUCAUGAUUAUAUGAGAUGCCAUAGUUGUUAUCUAACCUCUGUUGUUCAGAAGAAAAUAUUAUAACAGAAAAUAAUCGUUUGUAUUUGAAUUUAACUUGAGAAACUUUGUAAUCUAAUUACAAGGAAAAUAAAAAUGAAUUUCUACUGCCAUUA
This is a messenger RNA of Nilaparvata lugens (brown planthopper), 7396 nucleotides long. It is a transcript of the gene rols, whose product is annotated as protein TANC2. The transcript is spliced from 28 exons. Gene Ontology annotation, molecular function: protein binding. The record is from RefSeq and is a predicted model, not a curated record. Bases 438 to 4820 code for a protein of 1460 amino acids. NCBI's taxonomy places the organism in Eukaryota, Metazoa, Arthropoda, Insecta, Hemiptera, Delphacidae.